Molecule: messenger RNA, 851 nt
Organism: Mesocricetus auratus (golden hamster)
Lineage: Eukaryota; Metazoa; Chordata; Mammalia; Rodentia; Cricetidae
Gene: Uts2
Product: urotensin 2
Exons: 4
Coding region: 240-713 (157 amino acids)
Biological process (GO): regulation of blood pressure; blood vessel diameter maintenance
Cellular component (GO): extracellular region
Molecular function (GO): hormone activity
Source: RefSeq, a predicted model, not a curated record
UCAAGUCUGUCCCUGUCUUUCAUUUGUGAUUUACGGCCGAGUUUCUUAUUUUGCCAGAUUUAUAAACGGUGCAGUACUCUACGGAGUACCCACUUUGUACACCAGCCCACAAGCCAGUAAAUUUAUUGUCUAUGAACUGUUACUUUGAAAAAUUACAUCAAUGCAAAGUGAUUGGCUUUUAGCCUCCCUAGCCAAUAAUUUCAUUUUAUUUUUUUGGAGGGGACAUCUGAGGUCACAGGAUGAUAGAUAAAACGGGCAAUCCCUCGAGGAGGGAGUCGGAAAUCUUCUGGAGCAGAAGCCCAGCAGGACUGCGCUCCGUCACCAUGGAUAGGCUGGCCUUCUGCUGCCUGCUCCUCACAGGACUCCUGAACCCACUCCUGUCCCUUCCCAUCACUGACACCAGUGGAAAGAACCUUCAGCUCCCAGCGCUUGAAGAAGAUGCUCGCCUGACUCUGGAGGAGCUGGAGAGGACCGCCCUCCUGCAGACACUGCUGAAGCAGACAGUGGGCACGGAGGCGGGUGAAGGCCUCAGGGAAGCAGAUCCCAGUGCCAACACUCCCACCCCCCGGGGAAGCCUGAGAAAGGACUUCCGGGCUCAGGCUUUCUCUGAACAACACUCCAACACCGUGCUGAGUCGUCUUCUGGCAAGAACCAGGAAACAACAUAAGCAACAUGGGACUGUCUCGGAAUGCUUCUGGAAAUACUGCAUUUGAAAAGAUAAGAGCAUCGAUGCGUCUCCUCAGAACCACCACUUUAGAAAACUAAAAAGGAAGAUUCCUGAAGAAAAAUCAGGCUAACUACACCCCACCCUUCACUACUAUGAGAAAUAAAUUCUCUAUGUUUGGCAAGUA